Aureobasidium melanogenum CBS 110374 is the source of this 159-nucleotide messenger RNA. RefSeq lists its product as uncharacterized. The record is from RefSeq and is a predicted model, not a curated record. Bases 1 to 159 code for a protein of 52 amino acids. Gene Ontology annotation, cellular component: mitochondrial outer membrane translocase complex. Gene Ontology annotation, biological process: protein import into mitochondrial matrix. The transcript is spliced from 2 exons. Lineage: Eukaryota; Fungi; Ascomycota; Dothideomycetes; Dothideales; Saccotheciaceae.
AUGGCUCCCAAGCGUGCAAACCAACAAGGCGCCAUCAGCCAGGUCUACACUAGCCUCGCCUCGCCCGACAACCGCUCCGUCGUCACCGCCGUCGCCUUCUUCGCCGCCGGUGUCGCAUUCCUGCACAGCAGCUGGAGCGAGAUGCUGCUUCCUCCGUAA